CGUGCGCGAUCCAGACGAGUCACCUUGCUGUCGACAACAGCGGCUGUAGAUCAGCGGAGCGGCAGGAUUGAAGGUGUCCUCCAGAAACCCGGACAGCACCGCAGCGAUGGCAGCCGCAGCGGACACAGCCAAGCCCAAAACAUCGCCCAAAUCUAUAAAGUUCCUCUUCGGCGGCUUGGCUGGGAUGGGGGCAACGGUGUUUGUGCAGCCGCUGGAUCUGGUGAAGAAUCGGAUGCAGUUGAGUGGUCAAGGCUCUAAAGCUCGUGAAUACAAGACCAGCUUCCAUGCCGUGAGCAGCAUCCUUCGCAAUGAGGGCAUUCGUGGCAUCUACACCGGGCUUUCAGCGGGUCUUUUGAGACAGGCGACCUACACCACCACCCGCUUGGGCAUCUACACGAUCCUCUUCGAGCGCAUGUCCAAAGCAGAUGGCACACCGCCAAAUUUCUUCAUGAAGGCUCUGAUCGGGAUGACCGCCGGGGCCACGGGGGCGUUUGUUGGGACUCCGGCUGAAGUGGCGCUUAUUCGAAUGACGGCUGAUGGGAGGUUGCCUCCAGAUCAGAGGAGGGGUUACACAAAUGUCUUCAAUGCCCUCGUCAGAAUCACUAGAGAAGAAGGAGUCACCACGCUCUGGAGAGGAUGCAUACCGACCAUGGCCAGAGCAGUAGUUGUGAAUGCAGCUCAACUUGCUUCAUAUUCUCAGUCCAAACAAGCACUGUUGGACUCUGGAUAUUUCAGAGAUGAUAUCCUGUGUCACUUCUGUGCCAGUAUGAUCAGUGGACUGGUCACCACUGCCGCCUCCAUGCCUGUAGACAUUGUUAAGACCAGAAUCCAGAACAUGAGAAUGAUUGAUGGGAAGCCGGAGUACAAGAAUGGUUUGGAUGUAUUGGUGAAGGUCAUAAGGAAUGAAGGAUUCUUCAGUCUGUGGAAGGGUUUUACUCCAUAUUACGCUCGUCUCGGCCCGCACACGGUUCUCACCUUCAUCUUCCUGGAGCAGAUGAACAAGUUUUACAAGAUCUAUUUUCUCGACUCGUAGAUUACAGAGCACAGGCCGUACUUCCACUUAGUCACACUUUACAAUGAGCUUUCAUUAGUUAAUGCAUUUACCAACAUGAACUCAUAACAUGUAUUAAACAUAUACUGAUGCAUUAUCCAAAUUCAUGGCUGUUAACAUUAGUUAAAGCACCGUGAGUUAACUUUAUUUGCAUUAAUGUUAACAAAGAUGAAUGAAUACUGUAAUACAUGUAUUGUUUAUUGUUUGUUCAUGUUAGUAAAUGCAUUAACUCACAUUAAUACAGCUAAUAUUGUAAACUGUGACCUACCUGUAUUUCUCUCCCACUUUCUUUCCCAGUAUAGUUUAGACGGUUUGUCACGACGCAUAUAUAACCGGACUUUGACCCCUUGCUGUGGUGGUAACUGAGAAGACUAUUCGGACUCUUAAAUUACCCACACACAGACACAUAAACACAGAGGCUGAGCAACCUAAUGCUAAACUGAAUUUGAAUGCAGACAUUGAUUGUUUACACCAGUCGAAGCCCUGUUUUACUUUUAAAUCAUAUUUAUGUAAUGCCCAUUUUUUCCCCCUCAUAUAUAAAGGUCAACAAGUGUACUGACCUGAGAACAGACAGAUGCCGAACGUGAAUCAUAAAAGAUUUUUCUCCUA
This is a messenger RNA of Danio aesculapii, 1660 nucleotides long. It is a transcript of the gene slc25a11, whose product is annotated as solute carrier family 25 member 11. Gene Ontology annotation, molecular function: succinate transmembrane transporter activity; oxaloacetate transmembrane transporter activity; thiosulfate transmembrane transporter activity. The coding region runs from base 107 to 1033 and encodes 308 amino acids. Gene Ontology annotation, biological process: phosphate ion transmembrane transport; malate transmembrane transport; succinate transmembrane transport. The record is from RefSeq and is a predicted model, not a curated record. The transcript has 8 exons. NCBI's taxonomy places the organism in Eukaryota, Metazoa, Chordata, Actinopteri, Cypriniformes, Danionidae.